Molecule: messenger RNA, 2347 nt
Organism: Thamnophis elegans (Western terrestrial garter snake)
Lineage: Eukaryota; Metazoa; Chordata; Lepidosauria; Squamata; Natricidae
Gene: DDX59
Product: DEAD-box helicase 59
Exons: 8
Coding region: 379-2244 (621 amino acids)
Molecular function (GO): RNA helicase activity; nucleic acid binding; ATP binding
Source: RefSeq, a predicted model, not a curated record
AUACUUUGAAAAAUACAGUAAAUAGCUAUUGCAGCAAAAUUCCCAGAUAUUUUACUUCUCCAUGUUGAAACUGGAGCCGUUGCAGCCCUUCAGAGCUCCAUAACAAACAAACACAACACAAAAAGAGUAAACUAACCUAAAACUAUGCUCAUCGUUUGCAUUAUCAGAAAAAUAUUUAUGGAUGGAUUUGAUUUAAAAAAAACCAAUCGCAUCUCUUAGAACACAGGUGUCAAACUCACCACGUCACAUUGAUAUCACGUGACAUUGUGAUGCUUUUUGCCUUUGUAGAGCUGCGGUGGGCAUGGCCUGCGCGUGACGGAUCCGGCCCGCAGGUCGCCAGUUUGACACCCUUGUCUUAGAAGGAUAGGUUGUUGAAGAAUGUUUGUUCCCAGAUCUCUCAAGGUCAAGAGGAAUGCUGUUGAUGAGGAGUGUUGUGUCGCGAAAAACCCCAAAUCUUCCCACAAUGAAUCUGCAUCUGAAAAGCCUACAGAACUUGGAGAUUCCAGGUCUGACAUCAUAAAUGCAGCAACUGUUGAGACUGAUGCAUUGAAAUCAACAGAAGGACACAGUGCGCCACAGAUAUUUUCAGAUUCAACGCUGGCCCUUACUGAAUCAGAGUCAGAAAACAACGAGGACUCUUGUGAUACAGAGGAACCCAUAAAAUCUUUCAGUAAAACUCAGCGCUGGCCACAAGCUGGGGAACCUGUAUGCGUGGUCUGUGGCCGGUAUGGGGAGUACAUCUGUGACAAGACUGAUGAAGAUGUAUGCAGUUUGGAAUGUAAAGCCAAGCACCUUCUACAAUUCAAAGGAGAGCCGGAAAGCUUAAAGCCUACUAAGAGUGAACAAGCCAUCUCUCAGCCCACCUUAACUGAUGCCGCUUAUGCGUACGAAGAGAAUGAAUUCCUGUUAAGCCUUGAGGAGGAGCAGAUCGAAGGCUUAAAACAGCAGCUGGGCAUCGCUGUCGAAGGGCAAGGAGUUGCGAGACCCAUUGUUGAGUUUGAACAUUGUGGCUUCCCGGAAAUUCUCAGCAGCAAUUUAAAAAAAGCCGGCUAUGAAGUCCCAACCCCUGUCCAGAUGCAGAUGAUUCCAGUUGGGCUACAGGGCAGGGAUAUUGUGGCCACUGCAGACACCGGCUCCGGGAAAACUGCAGCUUUCCUGCUUCCUGUUAUAAUGAAAGCUUCAGAAGAGACUGACACUUUGUCUGCUCUUAUUCUGACGCCAACGAGAGAAUUGGCUAUACAGAUAGAGAAGCAGGCUAAAGAGCUCAUGACUGGUCUGCCGAAUAUGAGAACUGUUCUUCUGGUUGGAGGAUUGCCUUUGCCGCCCCAGCUUCAUCGCCUGAAGCAAAACGUUAAGGUAAUCAUAGCAACACCUGGAAGGCUCCGAGAAAUUCUAAAGCAAUCAUCUAUUCAACUUCAUAAUAUUAAAAUUGCUGUUGUUGAUGAAGUUGAUACCAUGCUAAAGAUGGGCUUCCAGCAGCAGGUCUUAGAAAUUCUGGAAAAUAUUCCCAAUGAUCAUCAAACCCUCUUGGUGUCGGCCACGAUGCCUUUAAGCAUUGAACAGCUGGCAAGCCGACUUCUGCAGAAUCCAGUCAAAAUAACAGUCGGAGAAAAGAAUCUGCCGUGUUCCAACAUUCGCCAGAUUAUUUUGUGGAUAGAGGAGCCUUCCAAAAAGAAAAAGCUUUUUGAAAUAUUAAAUGAUAAGAAACUCUUUAAGCCUCCAGUACUGGUAUUUGUGGAAUGUAAAUUGGGUGCUGAUCUUCUGAGUAAUGCUGUUCAUAAAAUCACAGGUUUACAGACAACAUCAAUGCAUGCUGAGAAAUCACAGUCAGAAAGAACUGCAAUUCUACAGGGAUUAUUGCAAGGGAAAUAUGAAGUCGUAGUAAGUACUGGAGUGCUUGGGCGUGGACUUGACCUUGUCAAUAUUAAGCUGGUGGUGAAUUUUGAUAUGCCAUCUAGCAUGGAUGAAUAUGUGCACCAGGUUGGAAGAGCAGGUCGGCUGGGCCACAACGGAACUGCAAUUACAUUUAUUAAUAAUAACAGCAAGAGACUUUUCUGGGAUGUGGUCAAGCGCGUUAAACCAACUGGCACCAUUCUCCCACCUCAGUUAUUAAAUUCUCCAUAUUUACAUGACCAAAAGCGGAAAGAACAGCUGAGGACCAAAGAACAUCAGAAUAAGCUUGUAACGGGGGAUAAUCUUAUGGACAUUAUUAGAAAACAUGAUAAAAGUACGCCUCAAAAAUAACAAGCUAUAUUUAAAAAAUAUAAUUUGUUCACGUCGACUUGUUUUAUAUGCAAAAUUUUAAUCCAUUUCUAUGGAUGUGCUUCAAUAAAAAUAUAAAUUUGUA